Arachis duranensis is the source of this 2741-nucleotide messenger RNA. Its product is annotated as putative ion channel POLLUX-like 2. The coding region runs from base 138 to 2567 and encodes 809 amino acids. Gene Ontology annotation, biological process: potassium ion transport. The record is from RefSeq and is a predicted model, not a curated record. The transcript is spliced from 24 exons. NCBI's taxonomy places the organism in Eukaryota, Viridiplantae, Streptophyta, Magnoliopsida, Fabales, Fabaceae.
UUGGCCACAUAAGCUCAUGUUACAUUCAACUGACUCAUCUUACUCCUUUCUCACGCUUCUACAUUGAUUGACAUACCCAUGUAUUCUGCUGUGUGUUGUGCUUUUUGAGAAAAAACAAACAAACAAGGCAAGAAGCUAUGGUCUUGUGUCAGGCACAACCAUACCCAUGUAUUCUGCUACUUCCUCAUCCUUCAACUCCAACCCUCAUGCACUUCUCUGUUACUAACAGGAGGUUUCUGCCCUGCUACUUAAACAGAAUCAAAUGUUCAUCAUUUCAUGUGCAUUCUCGUAAAAUACCCAGUGAAGGGAGAAGGCACAAUUCAGAAGAUAAAUUAAAAUCCCACAAAGAUAAUGGAGCUUCUCCGGCUUUAAAGACUAAAAGGAUGAUCCAAUCUAUGACAUUGUAUUUCAUACUAAGAGUGGCAAAAGUGAAACUUUUGGAUCAGAUCAUCAAAGUUAUCCAAGCAACUAUACCAACUGUGUUUCAGAUGACGACUCGAUUGCCCCUUGCUUGCGUUUCUAAUUCCCUGAAUAAACCUAGUCCUCUUCCUUCUUUCAGUUAUAUUAGAUGGAGUUUAUCAAGGCUCUUGUACUUAUUUAACAUCCGACUUGAAAAAAAUGUUGCAAUAUUCUUUGUGGUGCUGCUUGUAGCAUGUGUCUUAUUUACUGUCAUUGGUGGUUUCCUGUUCUUCAAGUUCAGGAAUGGUAAACAAUCUCUAGAGGACUGUCUCUGGGAUGCUUGGGCAUGCCUUUGUGAUUCAUCUACUCAUUUACAUAUUCAGUUAACAAGCAAGGAGCGGUUUAUUGGCUUUGUUCUUGCAAUGUGGGGAAUAUUAUUGUACUCUCGCCUCCUAAGUAUUAUGACAGAAGAAUUCAGGAACAAUAUGGAAAAACUCAGAGAGGGGGCUCAGAUGCAAGUGCAGGAGACUGAUCAUAUCAUAAUUUGUGGGAUGAAUAGUCAUUUGCCAUUCAUAUUAAAGCAGUUAAAUAAGUAUCAUGCAUUCGCAGUUCUGUUAGGCACGGCGACAACGAGGAGGCAGAGAAUUCUCCUUAUGGCUGAUCUUCCAAGAAAAAAGAUCGACAAAAUAGCUGUCAGUAUUACUAAAGAUUUGCGCCACAUUGAUAUCCUUUCAAAAAGUUGCAGCCUAAGCUUAACGGAAUCAUUUGAGAGGGCAGCAGCAAACAAGGCACGCGCAAUAAUUAUACUGCCAUCGAAAGGGGACCGGUAUGAAGUUGACACAGAUACAUUUCUGUCGGUUUUAGCCUUACAACCAAUUCCAAACAUGGAUUCUGUCCCCACCAUAGUUGAGGUUUCGAGCUCCAUCAGCAGCGAGCUUUUAAAGUCAAUCUCUGGACUAAAAGUGGCGCCAGUGGAAAAUGUUGCAUCCAAAUUAUUUGUUCAGUGCUCGCGACAGAAAGACCUCAUAAAGAUCUACAGACACUUGCUAAACUAUCAAAAGAAUGUGUUUAAUCUUUGCAGCUUGCCUAAUCUCGAAGGAAUAACUUACUCGCAGCUUAGACAUGGAUUUCAGGAGGCUGUUGUGUGUGGUCUAUGCCGGAACGGAAGAAUAUACUUCCACCCUAAUGACGACGAGAUUAUGCAAAAAAAUGAUAAAGUACUACUCAUCGGAUCACUUCAGAAUACUAAAGAUAAGAUGGAAGGCACCGAUAAAAUUCAAAGUCUUCAAGUUCCUGAAAAGAUGGAAUUGAGUGAAACAAGACUUGCUAAUGUUGUGAAGCGUCCGAAAAAAUCAGGUUCCAAGGCAUCAGACACGAAUCAAGGACCAAGAGAGUGCAUUCUUUUACUUGGGUGGCGACCAAAUGUCAUAGAUAUGAUUCAAGAAUAUGAUAAUUAUCUUGGUCCUGGAAGUGUUUUGGAAAUAUUAUCAGAUACGUCAUUAGAGGAGAGGGUUGGUCACAACAAACUACUCAAGAAUGUCCGUGUUUCUCAUAGGAUUGGAAAUCCUAUGGACUACGAGACUUUAAAGGAAACCAUAUUGAAUAUCCAGAGUUCUAUGAAAGAUGAAGAUAUUCCUCUAUCAAUUGCUGUAAUAUUUGACAGAGAAUGGCUUUUUGGAGAUGCAUCCAUGACAGAGCAGAAAUCUGUUUAUUCUAUCCUACUUGCUGAAAAUAUCUGCAACAAAUUUGGGGUUAAGGUCCAAAAUCUAGUUGCAGAGAUUGUGGAUUCAAAAUUGGGAAAACAAAUGAGUAGAAUCAAGCCAUCAGUGACGUACAUAGCAGGGGAGGAACUAAUGAGCCUUGUAACAGCUCAAGUGGCUGAGAACAGUGAAUUGAAUGAGGUUUGGAAAGAUAUUCUCGAUGCAGAGGGGGACGAAAUAUAUGUAAAGGACAUUGGGCUUUACAUGAGGGAAGGAGAGAACCCAACAUUUUGGGAGCUGUCUGAGAGAGCAUAUUUACGGAGAGAAGUAGCCAUAGGUUAUGUGAAAAACAACAAGAAGGUAAUGAACCCAAUUCCAAAGUCAGAACCCCUCUCUCUUGAAUUGAUGGACUCCUUAAUAGUCAUAUCUGAACUUGAAGGAGAACAUGUUCAGCACCCUACGCCUUAACCCUCAGUCUUUAAUCACAGUUUUUUUUAAGAAUUUAUUAUUAUUUUUUAUUUUGUUGCCCUUCCAUUAUCAGAUAAUUAAAAGAAUAGAAUUAGAAGAUGUAACCAUUUUUUUCACGCAAAGAUGACAUUGAUCAAAAGUCCUCUAAUUUUAACAUAUGAAUGAAGUUAGUUA